This is a messenger RNA of Dothidotthia symphoricarpi CBS 119687, 684 nucleotides long. RefSeq lists its product as uncharacterized. Bases 1 to 684 code for a protein of 227 amino acids. The transcript has a single exon. The record is from RefSeq and is a predicted model, not a curated record. Lineage: Eukaryota; Fungi; Ascomycota; Dothideomycetes; Pleosporales; Dothidotthiaceae.
AUGUCGCGAAGACUACACGAUCCUUACGAGACACUUCAUAACCGUCCAAAGUGGGGAUUCGUUAUUUAUCGAUGCGACUACCGUAACGACGAAUCCUGGAAGGCCUUUAUAGACAAGUGGUCAGACCGUGUAAAGCAAUGGCUUCUUCACAAGAAUGCAAGCCAUCUUGUACAAACACUUGAGUUCACAGUCAAGGAGGAUCCCGCUGUUCUCGAUGGUGCAACUGUAGAAGAUGUGCAAGGGCUAUUCACAACGUGGACUACAUCAGAAGAAGCUACUGCAGAGCAACGUGCUGCUUGGGACAACAAUGUGGGAAAUUCUGCUAGGCACUACUUCUGCAUACACGUGGAUGCCCAGUCGCUUGAUGGGUGUUUACGAUAUGAGUCGCUUCCAGAAGAUACGCAAAGGAAAUAUAUCUUCUCGAACCGUGACCCGUCUCUUGGACAGGCCGCAUACGUCAAUAUCGUUGAGAAGUUUCAGGAGGUUAUCAGGCUUCCGGGAUCGUCAGACAACGGUGGGAAUAACGACGAAGAAGAUGAUGAAGACGAAGAUGAUGAAGUAAUCUCAAUCAAGAUGCACAUGCCGUUCGUUCUGCCAGAUGCUUACAUAGCUCUUUCCAAGAUGCCCAACCUGCUCCAGAGCUGGGCUCAAAAUUGCGAGGAAGAUGGCGUCUGCCUAUACUAG